Molecule: messenger RNA, 1280 nt
Organism: Hibiscus syriacus
Lineage: Eukaryota; Viridiplantae; Streptophyta; Magnoliopsida; Malvales; Malvaceae
Product: serine/threonine-protein phosphatase PP1 isozyme 9
Exons: 4
Coding region: 128-1099 (323 amino acids)
Cellular component (GO): cytoplasm; nucleus
Molecular function (GO): protein serine/threonine phosphatase activity
Source: RefSeq, a predicted model, not a curated record
UUUUGCUUCAUUUCUCCCUUUCUCUCUAUACCUUUUUUUUAUCGUCUCUCUCAAUAAGCACAUAGAAGGGAAUUGAGUGGGUGGUAAGUAUCAUCUGUAUUUUUGGUAAGAAAUUGAAGGAUAAAAAAUGAUGAUGAUGACAAUGGAAGGAAUGAUGGACGAGGGAGUAUUGGAUGAUAUAGUAAGAAGGUUGUUGGAAGGUAAAGGAAGCAAACAGGUUCAGCUCUCUGAAGGAGAGAUCCGUCAGCUUUGUGUUAAUGCUCGUCAAAUCUUCCUUUCACAGCCUAAUCUGCUUCAGAUUCAUGCCCCCAUUAGAAUCUGUGGUGAUAUCCAUGGACAAUACCAAGACCUCUUAAGACUCUUCGACUAUGGCGGCUUUCCUCCCGCUACGAGCUACCUGUUCCUUGGGGAUUAUGUGGAUCGAGGCAAGCUAAGUUUGGAGACAAUAUGUUUGCUUCUGGCCUACAAGAUUCGUUAUCCUGAUAAGAUUUUUCUCUUAAGGGGAAACCAUGAAGAUGCAAAGAUCAAUCGAAUUUAUGGGUUUUAUGACGAGUGUAAAAGGAGAUUCAACGUUAGGCUUUGGAAAAUAUUUACGGAUUGCUUUAACACGUUACCCGUGGCUGCACUCGUUGAUGAGAAGAUACUUUGUAUGCAUGGAGGGUUGUCUCCGGAGUUGGAAAAUUUGGAUCAAAUCCGGGAAAUUCAGAGGCCAACAGAGGUUCCCGAUAAUGGUCUCCUCUGUGAUCUCCUUUGGUCUGAUCCUGAUCCCAAGGUUGAGGGCUGGGCAGAUAGUGAUAGAGGAAUUUCAUCUACUUUUGGACCAGAUGUAGUUGCAGAGUUCUUGGACAAGAAUGAACUUGAUCUCAUUUGUCGAGGACAUCAGGUUGUGGAGGAUGGCUACGAGUUCUUUGCUAGCCGAAGAUUAGUAACAAUAUUUUCAGCUCCAAACUAUGGCGGAGAGUUUGACAAUGCUGGUGCUUUAUUAAGUGUUAAUGAAGCUCUUGUGUGUUCCUUUGAGAUAUUGAAACCCGCUGAUAAUAAAUCGUCAUCGAGUGGUUCGAAACCCCUGAAGAAGCCACCAAAGAUGGGAAAGGCUUGAUGUUCCAUGAUGUAGGAUUUUCUGGGGAUGUCAUUCUGCUCAAAUCCAAGUUUGAAUUCCUCAUCAUACAACGCAUGGCUAUACGAGUAACCUUGGAUGAGAUGGAUUCUUUACUGGCAACGAUAUCAUCGGGAAAGUCUGUAAAUUAACCACCCACUUCACUAUUGUGCAGUAGUAAAUA